Messenger RNA from Tuber aestivum (summer truffle), 1700 nucleotides. Lineage: Eukaryota; Fungi; Ascomycota; Pezizomycetes; Pezizales; Tuberaceae. The record is from the annotation of a GenBank genome assembly.
AACCGAGAGAAAAACGCAAUCGCCACUAAUUUUGUCAAAUCAGAUUUAUGCUUCAUUAUGGCUGAGAUCCCCUUUAGCCCCCCCACUGUUCUCAAUAUCGUGAAGGCGAGCUUUCCGCAAGGCCCUGGGACGGCACCUCCUCUGAAAUCACCCUACGAUGCUGCUGCGAUAUUCAUCCAUGCGUGCAUGCUAUCGGUGGGCUUUCGCCUGGUGGGGUUGAGUGAGGAUGACAAUCUGGGUACUGUUGAACUGCUCAAUUUUUUACUAUCCUGUUACCGCCAUGCUAACAAUUGGUUGCAGAAACGCCCAUCGAAGGCUCGGAUCCUAAGCCACUCCCACAGAACUGGAACGCUGCUCCUGGGAGCUACGGUUUCCGGUAUGCGCACUCGCAAUCGUCUCUACAAUACUUGGUAAAGGUGAACCGACUGGGGAACAAAGCCGUAGUAAUGGGUUUGGGAAUCGGCGACGACAAAACCACCUCUUUUGACAUUGUUGUGAAGGACUUUCUUAGCGAGAGCUUCUUCCCAUACUCCGCCGGGAAUGGCGUGGCGAAGCUGGAAGACGGGUUCAUUAGCGCAAGUAGAGCGCAAGAUCUGGCCAAUUUAGUCAAGAUCAAUAUAGUGCAGAAAUUGGUUCCGGGACUCCACAAACCGGGCUACGAAGAAGACCGCGGCGGGGAAAGCUCAACCCGUCAAGAGACACAACAGCCCAGGCGACGAUCAGGCGAGUUUGGCCCACCAAGUUUCCCGAGACCAUACGGCGGUCCAGGCUUCGGCCCGCAGCCCGGCCGAUCACCCGUUCCGGCGGGUGGUGAGCGACCCCCAGGCUUCGACGAUGAAUAUGAAAUUCUCCAACCACCGCGAGGCAGCGGUGGAUACGGCAUGGGCCCCGGCGGCCGAAACCCAUUGAGUAUCGGGGAAGACGACUUGAACCCUCCAGGCCUCGGCCGGAAUCCUCCGCUUGUCGGUCCGUUCUUUGGUCAAGGCCCUGGAUGGAGCGAGCCCGGGCCGAGCGGAAUGCACCCAGGACCAGACCAUCCUAUGUUUGGCGGUGGUGGUGGAGGAAUCCCCGACCCAAGGUAUUUAUUUAUCUAUAUAGCCUUGCUUUGUAGUUAGCUCUUGUGGGUGUAGUGCUGACUGGUGUGUGUUAGAUUUCCACCUGGAGCACGAUACGAUCCGGUUGGGCCCGGUGAUGUUCCGCAAGGAGGCUUACGGGGCCCCAGAGGGCCGUUUGGGCCUGGUGGAACCGGGGGUCCGCCGGGGUUUCGAGGAGGGCCGCCGAAUCCAUUUUCGUCGUUUGGGGAUGGCGAUUUCCUUUAGGCUUCUUCCGUAGCGCUGGGUUUCUGGGACUGGAAUGAGAUUAAUGGGAUACUUGUAUUUUAACUUUCUGAUGAGGGAAUGAUGAGGUUUGGAUGUGGAGUUUAUGCCUUUUCAUUGGUAUUUUGUUUGGUAAAUGGGGUAACUUCGGUAUGACCGGAAUACCACGCACGCCUUGCGGACUUUGCGUAUAUUUUUUGCCCCUCUUUGAUAGCCUUAGUUCCCGUACCGAUAACAUCGCCCACUAUCACGCAGCGCCUUAAUCCCAUAGCUAUAUUGUUAAACCCGAGACAAUUUAAGGCCAAUAUCUUCUUCAACACUCACAAUGGGGCGGAGGAUCUUAGGGUAUGAGAAUUGAGGAGAAAAUCGCAGGCUUCGUUCUUU